AUGGAUGACACCUCAUAUCUUAAAAGUUCGAACAGACCAUUUGAGUUCCCACCGCCAUUCAGCGGAACCAGUAGCGAGAACGAUAAAAUUCAACUUUUUCGUUUUAUUGGAUCAAUUCCGAGAUGGGAGGGUUAUCCCCUACUGUUUAUCGUAGUCAGUAAUAUUGAUUAUAAAAAGCCUGAUGCGGACAUUGAAUCAUUUUUGGAUGAUUGGAAUAAUAUCCGACAAGAAGUUCAAUCCUUAAACGGGGGAGGGGGGGCGAGCCCACUUCAGUAUGCGCAUUGUAUCAAGAUCAUGGACAACUACAAGACUUAUCGAAAAGAUGAUAACGUUGAUGAGAUCAAUCAACUAAUCGAAAAUAUGUCUUGUGACCUCAAAUACCAUUCAAUAACGAGUCUACCCAAUCUAAUCGAUCACCUGAGCAGUCUCACCUCUUUCCAAAGAAAAUUGUUGC
Molecule: messenger RNA, 454 nt
Organism: Acaulospora morrowiae
Lineage: Eukaryota; Fungi; Glomeromycota; Glomeromycetes; Diversisporales; Acaulosporaceae
Source: the annotation of a GenBank genome assembly